Spirodela intermedia is the source of this 2171-nucleotide messenger RNA. The record is from the annotation of a GenBank genome assembly. Lineage: Eukaryota; Viridiplantae; Streptophyta; Magnoliopsida; Alismatales; Araceae.
AUGGAAACAGUCCUCUGCUCGGACCCCACCGCCCUCCCGCAGCCUGGGACGACGAAGCCCUCGUGGGAGUCCCUCUCUUCCGUGAAGCAAUCCCACGCCCAGAUCCUCAAAUCCCCCCGCCGCCCCUCCCGCGACCUCGUCGCCAAGCUCGUCGCCGUCUACGGCAAGUUCGGGGACGUCAGCUCCGCCGUGCGGGCCUUCGCCGCAUCUCCAUGGCCACCGGACGCCUUCCUCUUCAACUCCCUCAUCCAAGCCCACGUCUGCAACUCACUCUUCCUCCGCUCCUUCAUCAUCUACAGGGAGAUGCUCGAUAAUGGCGUCGCUCCCAACCGAUACACCUUCCCACCGCUCUUCAAAGCGUGCUCUUGCGCGACCCAGUUGACCUGCGGGAAGCAGCUGCACGCCCACUCGACCAAGCGGGGCCUCACCGGAGACCCCUUCGUCGCCGCCGCCCUGGUCGACAUGUACAUGAAGAACGGAGAGGUCAACGGCGCACGCAGGAUGUUCGACGGAAUGAAGACACGAGAUGUCGUCUUAUGGAGCGCCCUGUUGGCUGGUUACUCCCAGAACGGGCUGCCGCAGGAGGCCCUGCAGGUUUACGAGCAGAUGCGCCGAGCUGGCGUCGCCGUCGACAACGUCGCGGUGGUCUCCGCCAUCGCCGCCUGCUCGCAGUUGCAGGAGCUCCAUCUGGGUAGCUCCAUCUGCUCUCCCUUAAUCCAUCAGAAUCUAUCCAGAAAAAAAAGAGAAAGAGAGAAUCAUUACCCAGUAAUUGGGCUAGGGCUAACCCCUAAGAUAGAGCAGGCGGAGGGCUGCAUUCAUUGGCGUUGAAGAGCGGCUUCGUUGCAGAAGUCGUCGUCGGAACCGCGCUCGUCGAUAUGUACGCAAGCUGCGGCGAGCUGCCGGCGGCGAAGCAGAUGUUCGGAGAAAUGCAUCACAAGGAUCUCGUCGCCUGGAACUGCCUGAUCAACUGGUGGGCCGAGAAGGGGCCGCCGCUGGAGGCAUUCAAACUGUUUGUGGAGAUGCAGAGGAGCCGCCGGCUGAAGCCCAAUGGCUCGAGCUUGGCGGGCCUUCUCCCCGCCAUUGCCCGGUGCGGCUCGCUCCAGCUGGGGAAGUCCUGUCAUGGCUUCAUGCUCCGCCGCAACUUCGGCUCGGACGAGUUCGUCGUGACAGCUUUAAUGGACGUGUACGCCAAGUCCGGCGACUUGGUCGUCGCCCGAAAGCUGUUCGACGGGAUAUGCAGUAGGAAUGUGAUCUCCUGGAGCGCCAUGAUCGCCGGUUGCGGAGCUCACGGCCGCGUGGAGGAGGCCCUCUCCCUGUUCGACGAGAUGCUCCGCAGGGGCAUCCGUCCCAAUCACAUCACGUACAUUGGGGUUCUCUCUGCGUGUGUCCAUGGCGGGUUUGUGGACGAGGGGAGACGCUACUUCCUCCAGAUGAUUGAACACCAUAGCAUCACCCCCAGCUUGCAGCACUACACGUGCAUGGUUGACCUCCUGGGCAGGGCCGGGCUGUUCGAGGAGGCAAGGGAGCUGAUAAGAGGAAUGCCUGCCGAGCCGCCUCCUGAGAUCUGGGGAGCUCUGAUGGGGGCCUGCAGAAUCCAUGGAAAUGUCAAACUGGGGAAAUAUGCGGCAGAGAAGCUGUUCGAGCUGAAGCCCGCUGACCCCGGAUUCUAUGUUCUGCUCUCCAACAUCUAUGCUGCCGCCCACAUGUGGUCGGAGGUGAGGAGGGUGAGGGGCUUGAUGAGGGAGCUGGGAUUGAGGAAACCAGUGGGAUGGAGCUCAGUGGAGAUCGGGUGCAGAAUCCACAGCUUUCUCUCGGGCGACAAGUCGCACCCGGAUUCUGAUGAGGUGUACGAGAGGCUGGGUGAGCUGAUCAGCAAGGCAAAGGAAACUGGGUAUGUGCCGAGGAAAGAGGUGGUGCUGCACGAUGUGGAGGAUGAUGUGAAGGAGAGCGUGUUGAGCAGCCACAGUGAGAAGUUGGCCAUGGCCUAUGGCUGGUCUAGGCUGAUGUCAGGGAAACCGAUCAGAAUCAUGAAGAAUCUCAGAACAUGCGAGGACUGCCACAGCUUUGCCAAGUUUGUCUCCACGGUCACUCACAGGGAGAUCAUCCUGCGAGACGCUGUCCGAUUCCAUCAUAUCAAAGAUGGGAUCUGUACGUGCUCUGAUUACUGGUGA